Molecule: messenger RNA, 1126 nt
Organism: Achroia grisella
Lineage: Eukaryota; Metazoa; Arthropoda; Insecta; Lepidoptera; Pyralidae
Exons: 2
Coding region: 40-738 (232 amino acids)
Source: RefSeq, a predicted model, not a curated record
AUUAUAUGUGACAAAUUCAUGUAGCUGUAAAUAUUUGGAAUGGAUAAAAAUAAAGAAAGUAAAUCAAAAUUACCACCAUAUCAGCAUGGUAGACCAAUUACUGGGAUGUUACAUCUCACCCGACCAAGCCAAGAGGAAAAAGCAAUCGCAAAUUCAAUCGAACUACAAUCAGUGAAAAAGGGAAAUAACGCAGAACUAACUGGAGACAGUCAAGACUAUGACGAUAGAGGUGAAGCAUUUAAAUCAGAAAUAGAAAGAUUUAUACAAAUAUCGAAGUACUUUUUAAGCCCUUUGCGUAAAACUGCUUCGUACAUAUGCGAAAAUCGCCUCGUCUCAUACCCUAAUCCAUACAGAAUUCAAUAUAAACGCGGUGGCGUCACACAACAGAACAUAAAAUUCUGUAAUCUCGUCUUGGAACCGGUAUAUAUCAAGUUAUAUAAACUAGUGCCAGAUUUAGAACAACUUAAAUAUAUCAACUUGUCACUUUCGCGAUCUAAAAGAGUCCCACCGGGUUUGUCGUUCAAUUUGAGCUUCGUUUAUGAUGAUGUUAAUGAGAAGCCAUCAUGCAAUGCUAAAAUGAUCUUUGUGGCAUCAAGAAAAACUACUACGCCGUGCUAUCAAAUAUGUGAAAUAGAUUUAUUGAUUGAAUCUCAGAAAAUUCGAGAUAUUAAUCGCAAAAUAAUACUUUUUGAGAAGCUAUAUGAAAAUGGUGAAAAUCAAGUGCACAAAAGUAUGUAGUGGAUUUGAGACAACUCUCCUCUUAGCGGUAGUCUUGAUAAAAGAUGAAUUUUAUUACCUUAUAUGAAUUAAUUUGAUGAUUUUUAUAUAAAAAUCAUUAGACGUAUUAGUUAAUAUAAUGAAUAAAUAUCGUACUAUCUAAUUUAUAUUUAUUAUUUAUAGCUUAUUAAUCAGUUUACUUUAUAAUAGAAUUAAUCUAUGUAGUUAAACCACUGUAUCAUUAUUUUAUAUUUGUAUCUUAGCAAAGAUAUAGUACAUUAAGUAGACGACGAUGUAAUAAGAGUGAGAUAUAGUUAUUAUUUCCAUGAGAAAUCAAUUACAAUAAAUAGUUCAACGAUUCAUUACUAUAAAAUAGCAAUGUAAAAUAAAUUUACGUAAUUACGAUGAA